GCCUGUUUUAGAUUCAAAUCAUUGCAACAGUGCGCACACGCCGGUCUGGUGCCAUCCAUCGUAUGCUGACUGACAGUUAGUCAAUCGCCCAUCCACAUGUACACGCACCUCAGGUAUGUGCAUGCCAUGCACUAACACACGCACGCACACAUCGUCGUCUCAGAGUGCCCAUAAAGACACUGACAGAAGAACGGGCGUUAAGACGUACAGGAAGCCCCGCCCCCCGCCGAAAGCAUCCCUCCCUCCCUCUCCGUGAUAACCCCUUCCUCUCUUAACUAUGGUGCAGGGGCGCUACAGCUGUCUCUGCCCACCAUUCAUUGAUUCAUCCCUUAGGCACUCACUCUGUGUACACCCACCCGCAGAAGUCAGUCUCGAGACUCCUCCUCUAGCCUUCCAUUGAUGGCCCUGUAGGUCAUCAAAUCGUCAUCCAUAGGCUCUUCCUUGAUCUUCUUGACCGACUUCAAAGUGCCACCAUCGGUGUAGUCGUCGUCAUCGGCCUCGCUCGCAUCAUGCCGCCUCCUGCCAGCCGCACCACCAUACAGCUGCGACGCCUCAGCAAUGGGCCUCCUGUCCACCAUGUCCGGCUCCGUCUCGUCAUCGGGGUCGACAGGCUCCCUCUUGAUGUACACCCGGUCGGUGUCGAUGACACUGGCGCCCGAACGAGAGGGAGAUGGCACAAACCCCUCGUCGUCGUCUCUGUCCAGCAAAGGCAGGUCUGCGGACCGGGGGCGGGAAUACGAGUCGGCGGCUGGCAGGCGAUGGUCGUAGGGAUUGUUCAUCGCCCCAGUGGCAGUCCUGGCCUUGUCGCCGUGCUGGUUGGGGAGGGGUACCCUCGCCAUCGACACUGGCGGGCCGUUGAGAGACGGAUAGAGGCGGCGGGACGAAGAGUGAGAGUGAGACUGAGCGUGGGUGUGCUGCCCUCGUGAUGAGCCAUCAUCACCUCCGCCCUGGCCGCGCCGUCGCUGCCUGAUGCCCGAUGUAUUGGCAUCAUGCCCAUCGCCGUCACCUCCCCUCCCCCUGCCAUGGCCCUGUCCGCCCCCCUCCCCCCCUCUGUGGUCGUCAUGAUUGUCGGGGUCGUCAUCCGAGUACCUCAGGUUAUACCUACCCGAGCGCCCCUCCUCUCCAUCCACAGAGUCCUCCAGCUCCUCUUCGUCUUCCUCCUCCUCUUCCUCGCCGUUGUCGUAUUCCUCGUCGCCCUCGCCCUCUCCCUCUCCCUCGUUGUCUCUCGCUGUGCGGUGCCUGCGAUGCCCCCCGCCGUUCAUGGGCGACGGCCCCUCUGACCCGCCACUGCCGCUGAUGCUGUCCUCGGACGAGCCAUAGCGGUAGCCACCGAUGGCCGUCGAGCUCUCCGCUGGCUCGCAUUGUGGGGGAGGGUGGGAGUGGGGGUUGUUGGGAUGGUGGUUGCCGACUGGCCCAUUGAUGUUAUUAUUGCCGUCGGCAGCCAUGUCGGUCUCAGCCUGUGGGAUGAUGUCUGGGAGGGGCUGGGGGCCGUACAUCUCCAGGAAACGUUCGUCUUGGCCGUCGGGGAUGGCCGGCUCUGACGACCAAGACAAGAGAUGCGGUGGGUGGCACGAAAAGGGUCGGGUUUGUUUGUUUGUUUGUGUCUCUCUCUCACCGUCAAAUUGCGGUUUGAUAUCUGCGGGGAUGGGGAAGGGCCACAUGACCCAGUUGCGGCCAAACACCUCAGUCAAGUGCAAAAGAAACGUGCGCUGCAAAGAGGCGCACACACAGACAACGGCACUGAUACACUCCACUCCACAUGGACUGAUUGACAGACGUGUUCCAUCCCUCUCUCCCUCCGUCCCUCCCUCCUUCUCCUACUUGUCUGCCGUGUGUCCUCUUGUAGGUCUCGACCAAUGUGGAGUUGGAGUCGAUGGCCUCUAUCUGCUCACUCAGAAAGUCCUGCGCCAAGAACACCGAACGAACAGUGAUGUGUGGGCAUCCAUCGUGCGUCAGUCAUCCCUCCCUCUGCAGCCAGCCAUUAGCUCACGAGAGUGAAGAAGAGAAAGAAGACCCCUUCAAGCGCCGCAAAGCAGCCGAAGGCAAGGGCCCACUCACUGGCCUGCGGGAGGGACAUAUAUCAACAGCCACAGCCACGAGAGCAGACAGCAGCAGAUGAAGGUGGUUGUCGCCUAGACUCAUUCAUGUCAGGUAUGGCAGGGGAGAGAGACCUCUACUCCUGCCGUGAGAUUGGCAGUGUCUCCCAGCCAUACUGGGUUCUUGGAGUGACGAAACCACCAGAAGGCCCCCAGCAUCAACAGCAGCACCGACGACAGGCUGAACAGCGCUGCACACAUAGACAGACACACAGACAGACAGACAGACAGACAUGCAACCAUAGUAACUAAAGCGAUGGAUGGAUGGAUGGAUGGGCUCUCUGUGUGUGGUGUGUUUGUGUUUGUGUUGCCUGCCUGCUAACCGACCGGUGUAGAAGAGGAAGAGGAUGAACAUCUUCUGGUUGUAGAGGCCCACGCAGUUGUUGAUCCACGGGCAGUGGUGAUCCAUCCGAAAUAUACACCUGCACACACACGCACGCACACAGAGGGAGGCGUACCCAUCAUUACACCGCUCCCACAAGCUUGUGCGUUGCGCCCACGCCCACAUUUUGCAGGUUUUGCAGUGGUGUGCCCUUGGUGGCUUCCAGUGGUUGUUGCACUUGUGACAGAUGCGGGCCUGCGGGCCGUGCGAUAAGGGAAACGGAGCCAGCCUCUGAAUGAAGCAAACACACACGCACACGUGCCCAUCCAUCCCAUGAGCGCAGCUGACCAGGCAGGGGUCACUCACUCUCUCUUCGUUGGCUGCUUUGCUUACUGGAUAUUUGUUAGGGCUGCCAGGGUCGCAGAAGAUGGCUUGUAGGUGUGCCAGAACCGCGAACACCAGCAAGGCUUGGUAGAAAAAGAACAGGAUCGUCCCCACAAUGUCAAAAGGAAUGCCUGACGUGGCCACGCACAGACACACACAACACAUGGAGAGCAAGCCAAGCACGAAUGAGAUAGAUGGUCUGUCGACAGACAGAUCAAGCCAGCCGCGGUUCGUUCGCGCCUCCCUACCUCUCCACCUACCCGGCAGCAUGGGGUCAUCUGAUGCGAACCACCCGUGGAAGGUGUACUUGAUCACCACCCAGUCACCAAACGCCAUCAACACCCACGUCUGCACCACAGCACCACGAUGCAUCCGAUACACAACACACAAUAAUACGGCACAUGUGCGCACCUGCCAUCCAUCGUGUUGCGUACCAGUACGAUGAAGCAGAUGCCCAGCGGGUCGCUAACGAACCACACUAGCGGCAUCCUCAGCCUACUCCGCAGUGAACAAGCUUCCAAGUCGCCCAGAGAGGACGGCAGAUGAUGGAUCAGCACGCGAGGUCGUCUGCAAGACCCCCUGUGCACCCUCUGAGGUCCAGUGAGUCUAGCGGUCACCCAGCAUGGGCUGCAACACUUUCACUGAAGCUUCACUGAAGCCGAGGAGAAAGCUGCAUUGCCUCAGCAGUCGAUUAAGCAGGCUGCAGGUCCUGCAAAGCCACGGG
This is a messenger RNA of Vitrella brassicaformis, 3526 nucleotides long. The record is from the annotation of a GenBank genome assembly. NCBI's taxonomy places the organism in Eukaryota, Vitrellaceae.